Messenger RNA from Pleurotus ostreatus (oyster mushroom), 996 nucleotides. RefSeq lists its product as uncharacterized. The record is from RefSeq and is a predicted model, not a curated record. The coding region runs from base 1 to 996 and encodes 331 amino acids. The transcript has 13 exons. Lineage: Eukaryota; Fungi; Basidiomycota; Agaricomycetes; Agaricales; Pleurotaceae.
AUGAAUUCCACUGUCGGCACAGCUUCGCUCGCUACGAGAACGGUCAUACACUCUAUAGAUUCGUCUCUCGUCCCUUUGAUCUUCUCCCAACUUCGAUUCGCGGAAUGCUUUCAAGUCGCAAUCGUCACUGUUCUCAUCUACGACGCCUUGUCGACGUUAGAUAAAGAGGUCAAAUAUUUUUGGAGCGCACCACGGCGAUUCGUCAGCCUCAUAUACUUCGCGAACCGAUACAUCGGUAUAUUCUCCGCUAUCGUGUAUUUAUGGUAUAACACGUAUCGCGUCACUAAGACACUAUGCCAGUUCACGCUGUACACAGCCGUGGCUUCGAAUUGGAUCACUAUCAACUUGAUAGAUUAUAUACUCGUGAUGAGAGUGUUGGCCCUAUUUUCGAAUGAUCGCAUUACGAAGAUAUGCCUACGUGUCUUAUUCGCCAUUGAAGCUGUUGCGAUGUUCGGUGUAUUGACAUAUGUCCAAGUGUACAAUGGCACUGCUCUAGGGGAGUUCGGCACAAACUACACCGUUUGCCAGUCCAUCAGAGGAGUCCAGCCCGUCUUCUUCAUCUUGGCCUGGGCUAUCCCUUUGUCAUUUGAAUGUGUUCUACUCGUCCUCGCACUGUACAAAGCCGCGGAAUUCUGGAACCUAUCCCAGGGAUUGACGGGCUUCCAUCUGGUCAAAGUACUCGUCAUAGAUCAAGCUUUCUACUUCGCAGUCGCGAUAUUCUGCAACGUCGGCAUGAUCAUCUCAAACACAACCUCCGACCCGCGCGUCAUCUCUAAAGUCAUUCUCGGGAUCAUGGGCUCCCCGAGUCUGCUGGUGAUACUUGGUGCGCGACUGCUGGUGCAUCUGAAAGAGGCCGGAGAGAAGGGUGUCAACGGGGGUACGAGUUAUAGGGUGGGCGGGGCGGAGGGGAUCAGUGAGAUAAACUUUGGAGAAAAUAUGGCUGUGGUGAGGAGGCGCGGAGAAUCGAGUUCGAUGUCUGAGGAAUCAGAGGUCUAA